Messenger RNA from Anopheles nili, 843 nucleotides. RefSeq names its product putative protein TPRXL. NCBI's taxonomy places the organism in Eukaryota, Metazoa, Arthropoda, Insecta, Diptera, Culicidae. The record is from RefSeq and is a predicted model, not a curated record. Bases 1 to 843 code for a protein of 280 amino acids. The transcript is spliced from 2 exons.
AUGUCGUCCGGCAGUGAAUCGGACGAUUAUUCGCCACCGGAUUCGCCCCCUCCAGGACCUAGCGUAAGUUCGUCUAGCAAUAGUAAUGCCAACAGCAGCAGCAGCACCAAUCAGCAGCAGGGUGGUUCGAAUGAAAAGUCCGUGCCAAGAGGCACCACCGCGAGUUCCGGUAGCUCGAACGCUGCCGGAGCGUCAGCGGCAGGAUCAAGUGUGCUGACGGCGUCGAAUGCGGCGGCAACCAUCUCCGCCAUCCAGCAGCAAAUUCAGCAGCAACAGCAAGCCCUCCAGCAGCAGAUCCAACAUCGCCAGCAGCUGCAGCAGCAGCAGCAGCACCACCAGAAACACCAGCCCAAAUCGGCCAAAGCAAAAGCCAACUCUUCCUCGUCAUCGUCCUCGUCACUGAUGAAGGUGAAACAGGAACCACCAUCCGGAUCGUCCUCGGUGGCUUCUCCACCGGCAGCGGCCGCAGUAACCACGACAACCAGCGCGCAACAAAUCACGAGCAGCAUGAUCUAUCCUGCCUCGGCACUGAGUAGCCUCCCGCAGGACGUUCUCAUCAAUCUACUCCAAUCGGGCCAAAUACAGCUACACAGCGAAGGAGGUGGAACGCAACAAUUCGUCACCAUUCCGCUGCCCUUAAUGUCGACCGGAAAAGUGACCACAACGAAAUCGUCCACCACCAACGGACAACCGAAGGUUCCAUCCUCCAGCUCACCACCGAACAGCUCAUCCGUGGGUGGGCACGCUUUUCCGACCACACCAACGCGAACCAGCAGCGGAUCAGGCUCUUCAUCCCGACGAAACCCACCGCUUUCCACCAUCAAGACUGAAGUGCUCGACUAG